Messenger RNA from Thermochaetoides thermophila DSM 1495, 2367 nucleotides. RefSeq names its product threonyl-tRNA synthetase-like protein. Gene Ontology annotation, biological process: threonyl-tRNA aminoacylation. Lineage: Eukaryota; Fungi; Ascomycota; Sordariomycetes; Sordariales; Chaetomiaceae. Gene Ontology annotation, molecular function: ATP binding; threonine-tRNA ligase activity. The coding region runs from base 1 to 2367 and encodes 788 amino acids. The record is from RefSeq and is a predicted model, not a curated record. The transcript is spliced from 12 exons. Gene Ontology annotation, cellular component: cytoplasm.
AUGGAGCAGGUCACGGAAGCGAUGCAGAAGACCGCCAUCAGCGGCGCCGAGAAGAAGGGCAAGAAGGAGAAGAAGGGCGCCGCCCCUGACCCCGCGGCCUCGGGCCCCCUCGAGCUGGACCCAUGGCCGCAGUUCAUCCAGGACCGUAUCGAGCUUUUCGACAAGCUGUACAAGGAGUACCAGGAGGAGAUUGCAAAGAAGCCGCGCGAGCCGAUCGAGAUCACCAUGCCUGAUGGCACCGUCAAGCACGGCACGUCCUGGGAGACCACGCCCGCCGAGAUCGCGAAGAGCAUCUCCAACAGCCUGUACAAGCGCACCGUGGUUGCGCGUAUCGACGGCGAGACCCUCUGGGAUCUUGACCGCCCUCUCGAGAAGAGCUGCAAGUUGGAGCUGCUCGACUUCAACGACGAGCAGGGAAAAUUCGUCUUCUGGCAUUCUAGCGCCCACGUCUUGGGUGAGGCCUGCGAAAGGAGGUUUGGCUGCUCGCUUUGCAUCGGUCCUCCGGUCGAGAAUGGUUUCUACUAUGAGAUGGCUCUGCCCGGCGGCGCUGCCGUCCAAUCAUCCGACUGGGCUCCCCUUGAGGCUAUCGUCCAGAAGAUCGUGAAGGAGAAGCAACAAUUCCAGAGGCUGGAGAUGACCAAGGAGGAUCUCCUGAAGAUGUUUGCCUACAACCCCUACAAGGUGCACAUUAUUAAGGACAAGAUUCCGGAUGGCACCAAGACUACUGUCUACCGGAACGGUCCUUUGAUCGAUCUGUGCCGUGGCCCCCACGUGCCUGAUACCAGCAGGAUCGAGGCCUUUGCUAUCAUGAAGAACUCCUCUUCCUACUUCCUUGGCGAUGCCAACAACGACUCCCUCCAGCGCAUCUACGGCGUGUCCUUCCCGGACAAGAAGCAGAUGGCUGCCCACAAGAAGUUCCUCGAGGAGGCUGCCAAGCGCGACCACCGUGUCAUUGGCAGGCAGCAGGAGCUCUUCUACUUCGAGGAGUGCUCUCCUGGUUCUGCCAUGUGGCUGCCUCACGGCAUGCGCAUCCACAACGCCAUCAUGGAGUACAUCCGUGAGGAGUACUGGAAGCGUGGCUACGACGAGGUCAUGACUCCCAAUAUGUUCAACGUCGCCUUGUGGGAGCAGUCGGGUCACUUGGCCCACUACAAGGAGGACAUGUUCCUUCUCGAAGUUGACAAGGAGCAGUUUGGUCUCAAGCCCAUGAACUGCCCUGCCCACGCCAUGAUGUUCCGCCACCGUGAACGGAGUUACAAGGAGCUUCCUCUCCGUUUUGCCGACUUCGGUGUCCUUCACCGUAACGAGGCUAGCGGUGCCCUCAGCGGUCUGACCCGUGUCAGGAGAUUCCAGCAGGACGAUGCUCACAUCUUCUGCCGUGAGGAUCAGAUCAAGCAGGAAGUCGCCGAUCUCUUCGACUUCAUGGCCUCCUUCUACGGCAUGCUGGGCCUGACCUUCAAGCUUAAGCUGUCUACUCGCCCAGAGAAGUUCAUGGGUGAUAUCGAGACUUGGAACCGUGCCGAGGCCCGCCUGAAGGAGGCUCUCGAUGAGUUCGCAGCCUCCCAGAACGGCGUCUCUUGGGAGCUCAACCCUGGCGACGGUGCCUUCUACGGCCCCAAGAUCGAUAUCGCCGUGCUAGACUGCCUCAACCGCCCCUGGCAAUGUGCCACUAUCCAGCUCGACUUCCAGCAGCCCAUCAACUUCUCCCUGGAAUACCAGACCGCUGAGGGCGCGCAGACGGCCGCGCAGAAGGACAAGGAGGAGAAGAAGGAGCAGCCCAAGGCCGAGGAGGCAAAGCCCGCCGUCGACGGCGAGAAGAAGGAGGACGCUGCCGAAAAGAAGGAUGGCAAGAAGAAGCCUCUCGUCCCCAAGAAGCCUUUGUCCCCCGGCUGCGCUCGCCCUGUCAUGAUCCACCGCGCCAUGGCUGGCUCGAUCGAGCGCUUCACGGCCAUUUUAUGCGAGCACUUCGCCGGCAAGUGGCCCUUCUGGCUGUCGCCUCGCCAAGUUCUUGUCAUCCCUGUCGGCAUGGGCUUCCUCGACUAUGCCAAGGAGGUUGCGGCCAUCCUUAAGCAGGCCCGCUUCUAUGUUGACGUUGAUAGCUCGGGCAACACCCUGCAGAAGAAGAUUCGUAAUGGCCAGUUGGCGCAGUACAACUUCAUUUUCGUCGUUGGUGACGAGGAGAAACGCAACCGCACGGUCAACAUCCGUUACCGCGACGACACCUCUACUCAAGCCCGUGACGUGCCCUAUCCACUGGACGAGGCCGUCGAGAAGCUCAAGAAACUCAAGGCCGACCGCGGCAUGUACAACCCUUUCCCGCACGUGGCCAAGAAGAAGGAAGAGGGUGAGAAGAAGGAAGAGAACUAA